UCUACAAGCGUUCAAAAUGGCGGCGGCUGCAGCACAGAAAGUUCAAGAAGUAAGAGACAUCACAAGAAUUGAAAGAAUAGGUGCUCAUUCCCACAUUCGUGGUCUUGGUUUAGAUGAUGCACUGGAAGCCAGACAGGUUUCUCAGGGAAUGGUUGGUCAAGUUGCUGCCAGAAGAGCUGCUGGUGUUAUUUUGGAAAUGAUCAAGGAGGGAAAGAUCGCAGGUAGAGCCGUGUUGAUUGCAGGACAGCCUGGUACUGGAAAAACAGCUAUUGCUAUGGGCAUGGCUCAGUCUCUUGGCCCAGACACUCCAUUUACGGCUAUUGCUGGUAGUGAAAUUUAUUCAUUGGAAAUGGGAAAGACAGAAGCUCUCACACAAGCUUUCAGAAGGUCCAUUGGUGUUCGCAUAAAAGAGGAAACUGAGAUCAUAGAAGGUGAGGUGGUUGAAAUACAAAUUGACCGACCUGCAAGUGGAACGGGAGCCAAGGUUGGCAAACUUACAUUGAAAACAACAGAGAUGGAAACAGUUUACGACCUGGGGACAAAAAUGAUAGAAUCACUUACAAAAGAAAAAGUCCAGGCAGGGGACAUCAUAACCAUAGACAAAGCAACAGGGAAAGUCUCCAAACUUGGUCGUUCAUUUAACAGAGCUAGAGAUUAUGAUGCCAUGGGGCCACAGACCAAGUUUGUCCAGUGUCCUGAGGGUGAGAUACAAAAGAGAAAAGAAGUUGUUCAUACUGUCACUCUCCAUGAAAUUGAUGUCAUCAAUAGCAGAACACAGGGAUUCCUGGCUCUGUUCUCAGGUGACACUGGUGAGAUCAAAGGAGAAGUUCGAGAACAGAUCAAUGCUAAAGUAGCAGAAUGGAGGGAAGAAGGAAAAGCUGAUAUUGUUCCAGGGGUUCUGUUUAUUGAUGAAGUUCACAUGCUUGAUAUCGAGUGCUUCUCCUUUCUAAACCGUGCGCUGGAAAACGACAUGGCUCCAGUUCUCAUAAUGGCAACAAAUAGAGGAAUCACAAAAAUUCGUGGAACAAAUUAUAAGAGUCCUCAUGGCAUUCCACUUGAUCUACUGGACCGACUAUUGAUCAUCUCUACAUCGCCUUACCAAGAAAAGGAUCUGCGGCAAAUUCUCUCUAUACGAUGCGAAGAGGAGGAUGUGGAGAUGUCAGAGGAUGCUAUAUUCUUACUGACCAAAAUUGCUCAGGAAACAUCUCUAAGAUACUCCAUUCAGCUUAUUACAGCCUCUAGUCUCGUGUGCCGGAAGAGAAAGGGAACUGAAGUGGAUGUUAAUGACAUCAAGCGAGUGUAUUCACUAUUCCUGGACGAAGCUCGCUCCAGCCAGUUUCUUAAAGAAUACCAAACAGAAUUCAUGUUCCACGAAGACGAAUCACCCGAGCCCUCGUCUGAAGCCAUGGAGACUGAGGCCGGGAAUGAUUGAUGAAUUUCCCAUCCCAGAGUACAUUGCGUGUUCUGUGUUGUUUUUAGAUCUCUCCAUAACUUGCGCGGCCCUUGCGAACGUUUGCAAUCAAACUGAGAACCAUUUUAGCCUGUUACUUGUAACUCUGAAUAGUCUUUCAGUGAAGUAAAUGGAGCUUUCAAGUGUGAAGGUGCAUAAACACGAAACUAUGUUUUAAGGGGAAAAAACAACAUGAGCGCGCACAAGAAAAAUAGCAGGGACCUGUUGCAGCGACAAAUCCCCUCAUGUGUGCUGACGCACGUACAUGUCGCUGGAAUGUGUGUAGAAGUGGUGAUUUUGACCUUGCUACAUGUCGCUGGAACAUGUCCUUUCAUGUGUCUACGUCUUAACUGAAUUUUAUUAACGAAGAACGCGACGGCCAGAUGAAUUGUAAAAGCACUUGGCUGUUUUAGUUUAGAGGUUCUAAGCGUCACAACGUUGGCUGUUUGCUCUGUGGAAAUCACAAAACACUAGUAUUAUUAUCUUAACUAUAUCUAUGUGAUAUUGUUUGUAGUCUGUUUGUAACAAAGAGUGCAUUUCACAUAA
Molecule: messenger RNA, 1996 nt
Organism: Orbicella faveolata
Lineage: Eukaryota; Metazoa; Cnidaria; Anthozoa; Scleractinia; Merulinidae
Product: ruvB-like 2
Molecular function (GO): ATP hydrolysis activity; ATP binding; ATP-dependent activity, acting on DNA
Source: RefSeq, a predicted model, not a curated record